AUGGGCCUUCUCUCGCUCGGCACGCCGCUCGACUGGCCCGAGGCGCAGGCGCUGGCGGAGCAUGUGCGCGAGCACGGCAUCACCCAGUUCCUCAACCUCUGGGCCAAGAUCAAGGACCGCCGCGGCGACGGCCUGCUCUGGGGCGACGAGAUCGAGUACAUCGUCGUCGCCUUCGACGACGGCGCCCACGACGCGCGCCUCUCGCUGCGCCAGGCCGAGAUCCUCGGCGUGCUGGCGCAGAGCGACGCCGAGACGCGCGCCGCACUGCCCGCCGGACGUGCCGCCGACAUCCCCACGUUCCACCCCGAGUACGGGCGCUUCAUGCUCGAGAGCACGCCGGGCGCGCCGUACGGCGUGGCGCCGCGCCAGCUGUGCCUCGUCGAGGCCAACAUGCGCCUGCGCCGCCGCAUCGCGCGCAAGCACCUGCUGCCGCACGAGCUGCCCGUCACGCUCACCUCCUUCCCGCGCCUCGGCGUCACCGAUGCGCCCUUCACCGAGCCGCCGCUCGAGGCGCGCGGCAACGCCAGCCGCAGUCUCUUCCUACCCGACGAGGUCAUCAACCCGCACGCGCGCUUCCCGACGCUGACGGCCAACAUCCGCAAGCGCCGCGGCGCAAAGGUCGCCAUCAACAUGCCCAUCUUCCACGACACGAACACGCCGCGGCCGUUCAUCGACCCGAGCAUCCCGCGCGGCCGCGACUGGUUCCCCGAGGACGCCGAGGCGGCCGCCGGCGCCGCGCUGCCGGACCACAUCUACAUGGACGCCAUGGGCUUUGGCAUGGGCUGCUGCUGCCUGCAGACGACGUUCCAGGCGUGCAGCGUGCAGGAGGCGCGGACGGUGUACGACCAGCUGAUCCCCGUCGGCCCGCUCAUGCUGGCUCUGACGGCGGCCAGCCCGGCGUACCGCGGCUACCUGGCGGACGUCGACUGCCGCUGGAACGUCAUCUCGGCGGCGGUGGACGACCGCACCAAGGAGGAGCGCGGCCUGGAGCCGCUGAAGCACAGCCGCAUGGUGAUGCCCAAGAGCCGCUACGACUCGGUCGACAGCUACAUCGCGCAGGACCCGGCGAACCGGCCAGAGUACAACGACAACCCGCUGCCCGUCGACGAGAAGGUGCAGGCGCGGCUCGAGGCGGCCGGCAUUGACCGGCUGCUGGCGCAGCACCUGGCGCACCUCUUCAUCCGCGACCCGCUCGUCAUCUUCUCCGAGAUGGUCGACCUCGACGACGAGCAGUCGAUGGACCACUUUGAGAACAUCCAGAGCACCAACUGGCAGACGAUGCGCUUCAAGCCGCCGCCGCCGGGCGGGCAGAUUGGCUGGCGCGUCGAGUUCCGCAGUAUGGAGGUGCAGAUCACCGACUUUGAGAACGCGGCCUUCUCGGUCUUCAUUGUGCUCCUCACGCGCGCGAUUCUGAGCUUCCACCUCAACUUCUACAUGCCGAUCUCCAAGGUCGACGAGAACAUGGCGCGCGCGCAUGUCCGCGACGCCGUGCACACGCAGAAGUACUUCUUCCGCAAGGACGUGCUGCGCGCCCGGCCACGGCAUCAUGCGCGCGACGUCUCGGCGGGCGGGCGGGGCGUGCGCUCGGGCACGCCGCGCGGCUCACGGGCCUCGAGCCCAACGCGCGGCACCUCGGCCGUGCGCGGCACCGCCAGUCCGGCGCCCAGCCGCACGACCAGCCGCGCGCCGAGCCCCGAGCUCGGGCCCGUGGAGGACGAGUACGCCGAGUUCACGAUGAACGAGCUCAUCAACGGCAAGGGCGCCGAGUUCCCGGGUCUCAUCGGGCUCGUAUACAGCUACCUCGACUCGCUCAACAUCGACGUCGAGACGCGCUGCGAGAUGGCGCUCUACCUCGACCUCGUCUCGAAGCGCGCGUCUGGCGAGCUCAUGACGACGGCGACGUGGAUCCGCAACUUUGUGCGCUCGCACCCGGCGUACAAGUUCGACUCGGUCGUCAGCGCCGAGAUCAACUACGAUAUGAUCAAGAAGCUCGACCGCAUCGAGCGGGGAGAGGAGGACGCGCCAGGGUUCCUGGUGAGUCUGGCGCACGAGCGCGCGCUCGACCUCUGCUGA
This is a messenger RNA of Tilletiopsis washingtonensis, 2073 nucleotides long. RefSeq names its product putative gamma-glutamylcysteine synthetase. Gene Ontology annotation, biological process: glutathione biosynthetic process. Gene Ontology annotation, cellular component: glutamate-cysteine ligase complex. The transcript has 4 exons. The record is from RefSeq and is a predicted model, not a curated record. NCBI's taxonomy places the organism in Eukaryota, Fungi, Basidiomycota, Exobasidiomycetes, Entylomatales. Gene Ontology annotation, molecular function: glutamate-cysteine ligase activity. Bases 1 to 2073 code for a protein of 690 amino acids.